Messenger RNA from Pygocentrus nattereri (red-bellied piranha), 2258 nucleotides. RefSeq lists its product as uncharacterized. Lineage: Eukaryota; Metazoa; Chordata; Actinopteri; Characiformes; Serrasalmidae. The transcript is spliced from 5 exons. The coding region runs from base 85 to 924 and encodes 279 amino acids. The record is from RefSeq and is a predicted model, not a curated record.
CCAAGGACGUGUGCACCGAAUUCCGAAUCGCAUCCGUCUUGCUUGUAAAGGAGCGUCCCAAGGACUCAGCCUCGCUACACCUGUAUGAGACCCCGGCGGGUGCUACAGCACAUAAGGAUGGAGCUCGACAGACUCGGAUCUGUAGACAUGCAAAGGAGAUGCUUGUUCGGGCUGCUGACUGUUGCCUGCAUCUUAGUACUUCCAUCUGCAGCAUCUGUUCCUGCAGUGAUGGUGAAUCUUCAUGACGCUGCUACUCUUCCCUGCUCUGGGAAAUGCUCUGGGUUGGUCAGAUGGUCUGUGUUCCAUAAACCCAGUGACACUCUGGCUGAGUGUGAUCAGACUUCAUGUAGAUCAGUGAAGGAGGGAUAUCAGAUGACCUAUGAUCAGUACCUGAAGGGAGAUCUCUCUCUCACCAUCACUGACACUGAUUUCACUAAGAGAGGCUGGUACACCUGUCAGUGUAAUGACAACAUUGUCUGUGAUGUGAGUCUACGAUUCGAGCCUCCUGAGUAUUCCAAGAAGAUGUAUCUUGGAGAAUCUCUCACCCUGGACCUUCCUGUCUCAGAGCCAGUGAAGGUGACCUUUAACAGGACUGGAGACCUUACUGCCCCUGUGAAGCUGUGUGAAGUUGAGGGCCGUAAAAUCUGGUGUGAUCCUGCCUAUGAGGAGAGAGUGGAGUUCCAAUGUGGUCUAGUGCUGAAGGACUUGAAGGAUUCUGAUGAUGGCAUUUACACCUUAGUGGACACCAAGAACGAAGAGAUCGUGUCUACAUACAAAAUCACAGUCAGAGGCGAGAAGGAGAACUGGAUAUGGAAGAUCUGGGAGAAGGAGAAAUUUGGCAUUGGGCUUGGUGUGGGUGUCUUUCUUGGAGUGUUGCUGGGCUUCAUUGUCGCUGUAUUGUGUCAGAAGAGAAGAACUCGUUAGGGUUAAACUAUGGAAUCAGGUCGCUCUUAGAAGUGCUUCCCUGACGUCAGUCUACUCAAGGCAGCAUGCCGUCAUAAUCUGGGAUCGUCUUCUGCUUAUUUGCUUAAAAAAGACCUGCAUGCAUUGACUUGCCUUUAUUAGCUUUUUUUGCUAUUAAUACUGUGUCAGAGCUGUAAUGAGAUGAUAAUAUAUACGUACAACUGACUCUAAUGAAGAUCUUAGCUCUGCUCUUUUGUGCGAGUGAACUGAGCACACAGACAUACACGCCAUGUUGGAGAGGUCAAGAUUUACUUGCGAUAUUACGAGUUCUUAUGAUUAAAUCGACCAUAACUUCCUUAUUACUCGACCGAUUUUCACCAUAUUUGUUGUGAUAUAAGCCUCAGUCACAAAUCCAUCAAUGUGUGAAUCGUUUCUAGUCUUAAUGCACACAAAAAUAAAAUAGCCCCCCCAAAACACUGCUGUAGUCAGCUUCCUAUUCACCAGCACCUUGUUCAAAUUUUCCUGUUCCACCUUAAACGGUGCAGCAGUUCAUUUCUGGUGCCUUUGGCUCACCAUUUAAACUGGAAUGGGAAAAUUUGAACAAGAAGCUGACUUCAGCCUUGCCUGAGAAGGUGCUAAUCUAUGAUGAAUAUUUAUGUGGAUUUUACCUACAAACCUACAAAUGUUCUACAAACAUUAACAAUCAACUACUACACCAAAUCAAGACCCCCUGUAUAGACUGUUAAAGAAAUAACCACAACCACAUCAGCGGGUUCUUUGUGCCUCACCAACCACACGGCCAUAUCUACACAUAAACAUGAGCCUCGAUCACUGCGUUCUGUCUGUUAUAUAAUCCUCUCCCAUCUUCUGAGAGCAAUGUUCUUGAAAUAGUGGAAUUUUCGACAGAAUCUUUCUUAAACUGCCGCUCUGUAAUGCUACUGAAUGCAUGUUGACCUCCCAAAAACGCCGUCACCAUUGAUGUGCCUGGCUCGACCCAACGUGGCAUCUAUGUUUUACAUAUAUAUGUGAACAGAGACCAAUCAGGCUGUUGAUAUGUGUGACACCCAUAGCCACAUGGUGAUGUUCAACACUGGGAUACACAGGGAGAUAAUGUCAGUAUUACUGAAAAAACCCGUUCAGCUUUGGGUCUCAGAGCUGGUCUAUAACUCACAAGCACAAACGUUCUAGCUCUGUCUGACUUUCAUCUGCAGAUAUUCUACAGGGAUGUGGGUUAUUUAUGUGAUUUACUGUAAAAUCUUUUUAUUCGUGUGUCCUGUUUAUAUAUUAUUUAUAUAUAUAUAUUAUACAUGUAUGUAUGUGUUUUAAAAACAAUAGCCAAGAACCACACAACUGCA